Molecule: messenger RNA, 474 nt
Organism: Bufo bufo (common toad)
Lineage: Eukaryota; Metazoa; Chordata; Amphibia; Anura; Bufonidae
Product: cystatin-like
Exons: 3
Coding region: 33-452 (139 amino acids)
Molecular function (GO): cysteine-type endopeptidase inhibitor activity
Source: RefSeq, a predicted model, not a curated record
UUCUCUUUUCCUCAUUCUCUUCCACAGGAAGCAUGAUGUCAGCAGGGUUGUGUUCCAGAGCUUUAGUGGCUCUGUCCCUCUUGUCUGUAUAUGUGUAUGCGGACAUUGGUCCUGGAGGCCUUCAGUGGCAGGAUCCCAUUGACCCAGAUGUUGUAAAGGCAGCUACCUUUGCAGUCAGUGAGUACAAUCAACUACCCAAUGAGGUGUAUGAUUACAAGCUAGUGAAGAUUUUGUCUGCUGAAACUCAGGUCGUUGCUGGUAUAAUCUAUGUUUUAAAUGUAGAAAUUGGUAGGACAGAUUGCAAGAGAGCCUCAACAGGUGAGAAGAGUUCCUGUGACAUCAUUCGAGACUCAAAAUUGGCCAAGACCUUAUUGUGCGAGUUUGCAGUACUGGAGGUGCCAUGGGAGAAUGUGGAAAGCCUUCUGUCAUCAUACUGCAGGAUCCUGCAGUAAAGACGUUAAUACCUGCACACAC